AUGGCCAACACCCGGAGUAUUGAGCUGGAACAUUUUGAGGAGAGGGACAAAAGACAGCGGCCAGGCUCCAGGAGAGGGGGGCCCAGCUCCUCAGGGGGCAGCAGCAGCUCAGGCCCCAAGGGAAAUGGGCUCAUCCCCAGCCCUGCACACAGUGCCCACUGCAGUUUCUACCGCACCCGGACUCUGCAGGCCCUCAGCUCGGAAAAGAAAGCCAAGAAGGCCCGCUUCUACCGGAAUGGGGACAGGUACUUUAAGGGCCUGGUCUAUGCCAUCUCCAGCGAUCGCUUUAGGUCCUUCGAUGCCCUCCUCAUGGAGCUCACUCGUUCCCUGUCAGACAACGUGAACCUGCCACAGGGAGUCCGAACCAUUUACACCAUCGAUGGCAGCCGGAAGCUCACCAGCCUGGAGGAGCUGGUUGAAGGUGAAAGUUAUGUAUGUGCAUCUAAUGAACCAUUUCGAAAAGUUGAUUACACCAAGAAUGUUAAUCCAAAUUGGUCAGUGAACAUCAAGGCUGGGUCAACUCGGCCAGUGCCUCCAUUAGCUUCUACAAAGAGUGAAGUGAAGGAAAGCAAAGAUUUCAUUAAGCCCAAAUUGGUGACUGUAAUUCGGAGUGGAGUGAAGCCCCGGAAAGCUGUGAGGAUCCUGCUGAAUAAGAAGACAGCCCAUUCAUUUGAGCAAGUCUUGACAGACAUAACAGAAGCCAUUAAACUAGAUUCCGGUGUUGUCAAGAGGCUCUGUACACUUGAUGGGAAACAGGUUACUUGCCUACAAGAUUUUUUUGGUGAUGAUGAUGUUUUUAUUGCCUGUGGACCUGAAAAAUUCCGUUAUGCCCAAGAUGAUUUUGUCCUGGAUCACAGCGAGUGCCGAGUCUUGAAGUCAUCAUAUCCUCGUUCCCAUGGUACAGCAAAGCAGCCUGGAUCCAAAAGUCCUGGGCCUUCCCGUCGCAGCAAAUCACCUGCCUCAGGUACUAAUGAAAAAGGAAUUCCACCACACUGUGGGUCUUCUUCCAAUGUCAAUGGUGGACCUGAACUGUACCGUUGCCUGAGCCCUGAAGGUGUGAAUGGAAACAGGUGCUUUGAGUCAUCAACCCUUCUUGAGAAAUACCGAAUUGGCAAGGUCAUUGGUGAUGGCAAUUUUGCUGUGGUGAAGGAAUGCAUAGAUAGGUCUACCGGAAAGGAGUUUGCCCUAAAAAUUAUAGAUAAAACCAAGUGCUGUGGAAAGGAACACCUGAUUGAGAAUGAAGUGUCAAUACUGCGCAGAGUUAAACAUCCCAAUAUAAUCAUGUUGAUUGAGGAAAUGGAUACUGCUACUGAGCUUUUUCUGGUGAUGGAAUUAGUCAAGGGUGGUGAUCUCUUUGAUGCCAUUACUUCUUCAACCAAGUACACAGAGAGAGACGGCAGUGCAAUGGUGUACAACUUAGCAAGUGCCCUGAAGUAUCUUCAUGGUCUCAAUAUUGUGCAUAGAGACAUCAAGCCUGAGAACCUUUUGGUAUGUGAAUAUCCAGAUGGAACCAAGUCUUUGAAACUGGGAGAUUUUGGGCUGGCCACCGUGGUCGAAGGGCCUUUGUAUACGGUGUGUGGUACACCCACUUAUGUGGCUCCAGAAAUCAUUGCUGAAACUGGCUAUGGCUUGAAGGUGGACAUCUGGGCAGCUGGCGUGAUUACUUACAUCCUCCUCUGUGGAUUCCCACCUUUCCGAAGUGAGAAUAACCUUCAAGAAGACCUCUUUGAUCAGAUCCUUGCUGGAAAGCUAGAGUUUCCUGCCCCGUACUGGGAUAACAUCACUGACUCAGCAAAGGAAUUAAUCAGCCAAAUGCUACAAGUAAAUGUGGAAGCUCGAUGUACAGCAGGACAGAUCUUAAGUCAUCCCUGGGUGUCAGACGAUGCCUCCCAGGAGAAUAACAUGCAAGCCGAGGUCACAGGUAAACUGAAACAGCACUUUAACAGUGCCCUUCCCAAACAGAACAGCACGAGCACCGGUGUCUCCGUCAUCAUGAACACAGCUCUAGAUAAAGAGGGUCAGAUUUUCUGCAGCAAGCACUGUCAAGAUGCCAGCAGGGCUGGGGUGGAGCAAACUUCUCCCAUUCCUUCUCUUGCCAAGGAGCCUCCCGUGCCUGAGUCUGCAGACCUUCAUCCCUUUGCUUCUCCGGAGACACCCAGCUCCCCGAGCCCUCCUGCAGCAGCCAGGGGUGAACGUGCUGGGGCCUGGCGGCGCCUUCGUGACUGA
This is a messenger RNA of Gracilinanus agilis (Agile Gracile Mouse Opossum), 2226 nucleotides long. RefSeq names its product doublecortin like kinase 2 (gene DCLK2). Bases 1 to 2226 code for a protein of 741 amino acids. Lineage: Eukaryota; Metazoa; Chordata; Mammalia; Didelphimorphia; Didelphidae. Gene Ontology annotation, biological process: protein phosphorylation; intracellular signal transduction. The record is from RefSeq and is a predicted model, not a curated record. The transcript is spliced from 15 exons. Gene Ontology annotation, molecular function: ATP binding; protein kinase activity.